Brugia malayi is the source of this 759-nucleotide messenger RNA. RefSeq lists its product as uncharacterized. The record is from RefSeq and is a predicted model, not a curated record. Gene Ontology annotation, molecular function: GTPase activity; GTP binding. NCBI's taxonomy places the organism in Eukaryota, Metazoa, Nematoda, Chromadorea, Rhabditida, Onchocercidae. Bases 1 to 759 code for a protein of 252 amino acids. Gene Ontology annotation, biological process: small GTPase-mediated signal transduction. The transcript has 4 exons.
AUGGUUCGAAUUGAAAUGGACCCACUGGAUGAGGGGGAAAAUAUUCGUCACCUGAAAUGUGUUCUGGUUGGUGACGCUGCCGUAGGGAAAACAUCGCUUAUCGUUUCCUACACCACAAACGGUUAUCCGAAACAAUACACACCAACGGCAUUUGAUAAUUAUUCUGUAUUGGUAAGGGUAGAUAAUCAACCAAUACGUCUACAACUCUGCGAUACUGCUGGAAAGGCUGGCUUCGACUCUCUACGACCAUUUACCUACCCGGACACAGAUGUAUUCCUGCUAUGCUUCAGUGUCAUGCUACCCGGUACUCUCCGUUCAAUUACCGAUCAUUGGAUACCGGAGAUUAACAAAACAGUACCUAAUGCACCUGUAAUCCUAGUUGGUACUCAAUCAGAUUUACGGGCAAAUGUUGGUUUGGUAAUUGAUUUAUGCAAAAAUGGUGAGCAACCGGUCAGUGAAUCAAAAGCUCGAAUGUUAAGCGAUGAUUUAUGCACUGAUUACUUGGAGUGUUCCGCAUUAACGCAACAUAAUCUGAAGGAAGUUUUUGACGCAGCCAUUUUGACAGCGUUACGCAGUAAGUCAUCAUCCAAUACUACCACCUCGUAUGCAACCAAAAUUACCAGUAUGAUACGUCUAACACGUGAACAACGAGGUAUUCUUGCUAGCGGUAAUAAUGGCGCUGAAAGAGAUGCCAAGAAAGCAAGUCGCAUUAGGCAAGGCUUCAAAAGGAUUGUCACCUUGACGAAAAGGUUUCUUUAA